AAUAAGGAACAGAUGAUGACAAGAAUUAGAGCAAUGACCUGAGAGAGGAUGGUCUGCUGAAAUGCUCUGCUACAGGUGCUUCUACUCUUCCCCUAAUUACUCUCUCAUUCCUUCUCCAACCAUCAGCAACAAAAACAAGAACUUGCUCUUCAAGACCUUUCCUUUUUUGUCCUCUCAAAAACCGAACUUCACUUCAUCACUCUAUUGCUCUCACCCUCUCUCUCAAAUAAUGGAUUUGGACAACGAGAAGGAUCAAGAAUCAAGAAGUUUAUUUGAUUUCUUAAGCCAAAAAGCUUACACACCACCUUCAUGGGCUUCCCUUUUGAAUCCAAUCCCUUCUCAUAUCUUCUCUCUUGGUCACCUCCCUACUCCUAUUCACAAAUGGAACCUUCCGAAUUUGCCCACCAACACUGAAGUCUAUUUAAAGAGAGAUGACUUGUCUGGGAUGCAACUGAGUGGUAACAAAGUGAGAAAGUUGGAGUUUUUAAUGGCUGAUGCUGUGGCUCAAGGUGCUGACUGUAUUAUUACCAUUGGUGGUAUUCAAAGUAAUCACUGUCGUGCCACUGCUGUUGCUGCUAAGUACCUUAAUCUUGAUUGUUACGUCAUACUUCGCACCUCAAAGGUUGUUGUGGACAAAAAUCCAGGAUUGACAGGAAAUCUCUUGGUGGAGAGAUUAGUUGGAGCUAGUGUUCAACUUAUUUCAAAAGAAGAAUAUGCACAAAUUGGGAGUGUGAAUCUCACCAAUGAUUUAAAAGAAAAGUUGGUGAAGGAAGGGAGAAAACCAUAUGUUAUUCCUGUGGGUGGAUCAAACUCCUUAGGAACCUGGGGUUACAUUGAAGCUAUCAGGGAAAUUGAGCAGCAAGUUCAGGCUACUACAGGCAGAAUAAAAUUUGAUGAUAUUGUUGUAGCAUGUGGCAGUGGAGGAACAAUUGCUGGUCUGUCAUUGGGAUCAUGGCUGGGAACAUUAAAGGCAAAAGUUCAUGCAUUCGCUGUAUGUGAUGAUCCUGAUUACUUCUACAACUUUGUUCAAGAGCUAAUUGAUGGACUCAAAGCAGGUGUUGACUCACAUGAUAUUGUAAACAUCCAAAAUGCCAAGGGUCUGGGCUAUGCAAUUAAUACACCUGAGGAGCUUAAAUUUGUUAAGGAAAUUGCUACCGCUACAGGGGUCGUUCUUGAUCCAGUUUACAGUGGGAAAGCUGCUUAUGGGAUGAUGAAAGACAUGGCAGAAAAUCCAAAGAAUUGGGAAGGGAGAAAGGUCCUCUUCAUCCAUACAGGGGGGCUCCUAGGAUUGUUUGACAAAGUAGACCAGAUGUCUUCAUUGGUUGAAAAUUGGGGCCGGAUGGAAGUCCAGGAAUCUGUUCCAAGAAAGGAUGGUAUAGGAAAAAUGUUCUAGUGAAGAAAAUCCAGUUUGUCAGCUUCCUUCUCCUUUAUUUUCUUGUCAAUUUCAGGUAAAAAAGGAUUGUGGUAUGUGCAGGCUUUGCUGGACUGUUGAAAGUCCUGAUUCAGCGAGAAAGACAUCCUGUUAUUCUUGUACGCAAGGAUAUGCUGCUAAAUUUGAGUUCGAACCUGAACAGUUUAUAAGGCAAAACUUUCUUUACAGUUGGAGAACCUGCUUGACUGUUGCUCGGGUUACUAAAUAAGAUUAAGCUGCCACUUAUGCUUGUUCU
This is a messenger RNA of Populus nigra (black poplar), 1667 nucleotides long. Its product is annotated as bifunctional D-cysteine desulfhydrase/1-aminocyclopropane-1-carboxylate deaminase, mitochondrial. The transcript is spliced from 10 exons. Lineage: Eukaryota; Viridiplantae; Streptophyta; Magnoliopsida; Malpighiales; Salicaceae. The coding region runs from base 62 to 1393 and encodes 443 amino acids. Gene Ontology annotation, molecular function: D-cysteine desulfhydrase activity. The record is from RefSeq and is a predicted model, not a curated record.